Molecule: messenger RNA, 1520 nt
Organism: Pteropus alecto (black flying fox)
Lineage: Eukaryota; Metazoa; Chordata; Mammalia; Chiroptera; Pteropodidae
Gene: PGAM5
Product: PGAM family member 5, mitochondrial serine/threonine protein phosphatase
Exons: 6
Coding region: 18-698 (226 amino acids)
Biological process (GO): positive regulation of mitochondrial fission
Cellular component (GO): mitochondrion
Source: RefSeq, a predicted model, not a curated record
CAGUGUGAAGGUACUUAAUGCGGGAACCACUGUCCCUGGUCAACGUGCGGAAGAGGAGCCUGGAAUCUGGAGACGACGACCUGCCGACCAGGAUGGACCACUACAAAGCCAAGGCUACGCGGCACAUCUUCCUCAUCAGGCACUCGCAGUACCACGUGGACGCGUCCCUGGAGAAGGACCGCACUCUGACGCCCCUGGGUCGUGAGCAGGCUGAGUUGACUGGUCUCCGACUUGCAAGCCUGGGGUUGAAGUUUAAUAAAAUCGUGCAUUCCUCCAUGACCCGUGCGGUGGAAACCACCGACAUCAUCAGUAAACACCUGCCAGGUGUCUCCACGGUCAGCACAGACCUGCUGAGGGAAGGUGCCCCCAUCGAGCCCGACCCGCCCGUGUCGCACUGGAAGCCGGAGGCUGUGCAGUAUUACGAGGACGGGGCCCGGAUUGAGGCUGCCUUCCGCAGUUACAUCCACCGGGCAGACACCAAGCAGCAGGAGGACAGUUACGAGAUCUUCAUCUGCCAUGCCAACGUCAUCCGCUACAUCGUGUGCCGGGCGCUGCAGUUCCCUCCGGAAGGCUGGCUCCGUCUCUCCCUCAACAAUGGCAGCAUCACCCACCUGGUGGUCCGGCCUGAUGGCCGAGUGGCACUCAGGGCUCUUGGGGACACGGGCUUCAUGCCUCCCGACAAGAUUUCCCGCUCCUGAGGCCGCUGCGAGGCCAGUGCCUGGCUCUGCUGCGGGAGCCGGGAACAAGGGCCGUGUCCCCUGCCUUCCGUCCGCAGGUGGCACUGCGGUCGCUGUUUCUCCAGGAUGAGGCUGCGGAGUGGAAACACCUGCCACACGGCACAUCGUCAUCCUCCUGCCCAGAGUGGCAGGGGGCGCUCGGGCCCCGCUGCCGGGUCUCCCCAGGUCCUCUGCCCCAGGCUCACCUACUAGGAUGGGCCUGUGGGGGUGGAGGCCCCGCGGGGCCCUGCAGGUGUGCACCGGGGCCUGUGGCCAGGACCGCGACCGCAAGAGGCAGCGAGCCCAUCAGGCUGAGGGCGUCAGGAGGGCCCGGCGCUUCCAUCCUAAUGUCUUUGCUUCGUACGUUCUUUUUGUAAGAUCCUCUCGUCACUUAUGUUAAAGACUUUCCUCACCUGGGUUCUUUUCUGAAAACCGAUUCCUCGCUCCGGAGUUACGCACCCCUGAUGCUACUGCAUCUGAACUCACGUGUCUUCAAGGCCUUUGCGGACAUGGGCACCCAGGCAGGUGGUGGGGGCCAGGGGGAGAGGGUCCUGUUUAAAAUAUCCAGCUGAUGGCUGAAUCUUUGUUUGCCUCUAGCUGUUAAUCUUUUAUGCUUAUGGAUGAAAACAUUUAGACACGACAUGUCCAUCAUAAGUAUUCUGUUAAUUUACCAAAAACCCUACAAUUUCUGCGAAGUGGUUAUGGACAUUUUCUGCUGUGAUCAGUGCAACUGAGAUAUUUGAUCCAUUUCUGUUAACUUGGAAAUAACUACAAAAUAAAGUUUUAUUUUACUGGUUUUUCAAA